Molecule: messenger RNA, 1898 nt
Organism: Dermatophagoides pteronyssinus (European house dust mite)
Lineage: Eukaryota; Metazoa; Arthropoda; Arachnida; Sarcoptiformes; Pyroglyphidae
Product: ufm1-specific protease 2-like
Biological process (GO): proteolysis
Cellular component (GO): endoplasmic reticulum; nucleus
Molecular function (GO): deUFMylase activity
Source: RefSeq, a predicted model, not a curated record
CACGUGUAAAAUUUUUUCUUGUUGAAAUUUUUAAAAAAUUUUUAUUUUUUAAAAUCUUUUUAAAAUUGUUAAUAAUGUCCGGUGGUAAAAUAUAUAAAUUUGUUCAAACUUUACAACAACGUUUACAACAGCAAUGUAAAAGUGGAGAAAAAGGAAUCAUAUUUGGUUUUAAUUCGGAAAAUAAUUCCUGUUAUUGUAUCGGUUGUAUCAACAACCAUGAAGAACAAAAUUCAAUCAUUGAAGAUAUUCCACCGGGAAAUACUUUAUUGGGUGCUUAUUUUCUUGGAUCAUUCGAUGAAGAUUCAAUCGUCGAUUUCUGUAGUGAACUAAGCAAAGAUAAAAAAUCUGGUAAACUUUUGGUUUAUCAGUUCUCGGAAAAUGAUGAAAAAGAAAAAAUUUUACAAUUUGAUAUAAAAUCAAAAAAACUAACCGAAUAUCAAAUUGAAAUUGUUGAUUAUCAACAAGCACUGGAGCCAUUAAUCCGUAUCGAUUUGAUUGUAAAUUUCCCGUUGAAUCUUUCGUUUGAAGAUUCCGCUGUUACAACGAAUCUACCAUCGAUUAUUGAACAAUCGAAAAGUUGGAUUUUCCAACUUGAUAAAUCAUCAUUUCAACUGAAUAACCGGGAAGAAAUUUCACAGAAUAAAAUCGAAAAUCUUUACAAUGAAAUUGAACAAUUUGAUGAAUUACAAGAUUUACAAAUACCAGGGAAUAUGAAGAAAAAAAUGAUUGAAAAAUAUCAACGACAAUUACGUAAUCAAAAAAGUUCUGUUCAAUUCAAGUUGCUUGGCAAUUCAGGUGAUGAAAAAUCCAAUAACCAACCAGAUAAAUUGGAAAAUAAUCAAAAUUAUAAUUUUGAUUUCGAAAUGAAAUUUGCAUAUCUUUUGCCGAUGCAAAAUAAUCUACAACAAUUGUAUAAAAUAUUCGUAAAUUCUUCGAAUAAAAUGCUGAAAUCUCUUGAGAAAUAUUUCAGCAACAAACUUGAAUACCCGAUGAAAAUGCCAAAAGUUUUAAAUUUUUUCGAACCAUCAAAUUAUACGCAUAUUAUUACUACGGUUUAUCGUGAUUUAGAUUCACCUGAAUCAUAUAAACAACAAAGAAAAUUAUUACAUUUAAAAUUUCGGGUACCAAUGUCCCGGCCUACUUUUAAAUUGGCCAAUUCUUUGGAAUGGCAACAAGAUUCCUUAUCUUUAUCAUCUGGAAAACGACUGACAAAUGUCCAUGUUGGUUUGAAAUCCGAUAUAAAAAAUGGACAAUGUUUUCUGGUCCAGGGGAAAUAUUCCUAUUAUCAUUAUAAUCAAGAUAAUUUUAAUGAUUCUGGUUGGGGUUGUGCAUAUCGAUCAUUGCAAACAAUAAUUUCAUGGUUUCAAUGGCAAGGUUAUAUUGAUGAUCAUAAAGUUCCAACACACAAACAAAUUCAACAAGCAUUGAUUGAUGUUGGUGAUAAACCGGUGGAAUUUUUAGGAUCAUCACGUUGGAUUGGUUCACAAGAAGUAUGCUAUGUUUUGAAUCAUCUUUACGGGAUUGAAUCGAAAAUUAUUUUCAUAAAUUCAUCGAAUGAAUUAUUAGAUAAAGCAAGAGAUUUGAUUAAACAUUUUUCCAUAAAUGGUACACCAAUAAUGAUUGGUGGUGGUGUUUUAGCACAUACUAUUAUUGGUGUUGAUUUUAAUCAAUCAACAGGUGAUGUUAGAUUUUUAGUUUUAGAUCCACAUUAUUUAGGUGAUGAAGAUCUGAAUAAUAUUCAUAAAAAGGGUGGCUGUGCUUGGAAACCGAUAACAUUUUGGGAUAAAAAUUCAUUUUAUAAUCUUUGUUUGCCACAAAUACCGGAUGAUUUUUAAAAUAUUAAAAUUUUUCUUGAAAUCAACGAAAUUUUUUGAAAUAAAAAACAACGAAUUUUAUCA